UAACGGGAAGUAAAGUCGGCUGCUUAAUCUCUCAUUGGGAAAAAGGGUGAAAGGCGAGACGGAGACGAAAACGUUCAUAUUUGUCUUCGCCUCCAGCCAACAUGAUCCACAGCCUGUUCCUCGUGAACGCCUCCGGAGACAUUUUCCUGGAGAAGCACUGGAAGAGCGUGGUCAGCCGCUCCGUGUGCGACUACUUCUUUGAGGCGCAGGAACGCGCCACUGAGCCGGAGAACGUCCCGCCGGUGAUACCCACACCCCAUCACUACCUUAUCAGUGUGCUCCGGCAUCGGAUCUACUUUGUCGCGGUCAUCCAGAGUGAGGUGCCGCCGCUGUUCGUCAUCGAGUUUCUGCACAGAGUCGUUGACACGUUCCAGGACUAUUUUGGAGUGUGUACAGAGGUUUCUAUUAAGGACAAUGUGGUAGUGGUCUAUGAACUACUGGAGGAGAUGCUGGACAAUGGCUUUCCGCUGGCCACAGAGUCCAACAUCCUAAAAGAGCUCAUAAAGCCUCCCACCAUCCUCCGCACGAUGGUCAACACCAUCACAGGCAGCACUAAUGUUGGUGAACAGCUCCCGACAGGCCAGCUGUCAGUGGUGCCAUGGCGACGCACCGGAGUCAAAUACACCAACAAUGAGGCCUAUUUUGACGUGGUGGAGGAGAUUGAUGCUAUCAUCGAUAAAUCCGGCUCCACAAUUACAGCCGAAAUUCAGGGAGUUAUUGAUGCCUGUGUGAAACUGACGGGCAUGCCCGACCUCACUCUCUCUUUUAUAAAUCCUCGGCUGCUGGAUGAUGUCAGCUUCCACCCGUGUGUUCGGUACAAGCGCUGGGAAGCUGAGCGGAUCCUCUCCUUCAUUCCCCCCGACGGGAACUUCCGGUUGCUCUCCUACCACGUCAGCUCCCAGAACCUGGUGGCGAUCCCAUUGUACGUCAAGCACAACAUCUCCUUCCAAGAGGGAAGCUCCCAAGGACACUUUGACUUGACUCUGGGACCCAAACAGACCAUGGGCAAGGCCGUGGAGGCGGUGCUAGUCAGCAGCCAGCUGCCCCGGGGCGUCCUGACCGCCAACCUCAACUCUUCCCAGGGAACAUACACUUUUGAUCCAGUCACAAAGAUGUUGACAUGGGAUGUUGGCAAGAUCAACCCACAGAAGCUUCCCAGUCUUAAAGGCACCAUGACCAUGCAGGCCGGGGCCUCCAAACCUGAGGAGAACCCCACCAUCAACAUCCAGUUCAAGACUCAACAGAUGGCCAUUUCAGGGCUGAAGGUGAACCGGCUGGACAUGUACGGGGAGAAGUACAAACCUUUUAAAGGCAUCAAAUACAUGACGAAGGCUGGCAAGUUCCAGGUGCGGACAUAAAGACUACAGCUCUGACCUCUGGACCAAACCACCACGAGACUGAGGGGGUGGUGGGGAAAAGGGGAGGUGGUACAUUCCCUGUGUAUAUGCAUUUCAGGAUUUUACAACAAGGAGGCUCCAUGUAGCAGAACGGACCGCUGCACAUGGAAACCUCCGAGAGUUUGAACCUCGGGCCAAACCCAACUCUCCUCAAUUAGAUUUCCACUCAUCAUUUUAAAUCUUGAGCCAAAAUCAACCCCCAAAGCAGUUCCGGGAGACGUUUUUUGACGGUUUGUGUUUUAAGGCAGGCUUCAUCAUGUUCAAACAUUUCAAACUCUUCCCUAUCAACGGGCUGAAAGUUGCCGCUGUUCGGUUCCAGCUGUAUGUAUCCUCCACCUCUCCACAGCGUAUCUCAUUGUCGACGGCAUGUGUGGCUGGAGAGUUGUGGGCGCUUGUGACUGUUUUCACACUCCAAAUCAAGAUGUGUGGGAUGUCGGAUCAACACUAUAUCAGAAUAGAGCUUCUCCUUUCAUAAAUUGAGAUGUCGUGAGCUGCGUGGAAUGGCAGAAAGGACCUCUCGGAUCAAAACAAUAGCAUUGUCUUGCAGGACAUUAGUACCCCGAGACUGAGGGAAGGAACUAGUGGGAGUGGAUAUGCUGUUAAAGGCUCGACUGUAAAUACAAAUAUAUAUAAAUCAGUAUCAUAUUCUAGAAAAAACGCUAAAUUAAAGCAAAAAAUUAACCUUUUGUUCACACAACUUGUUCCCAAAUGUAACAGAACGUGGUCCUCUGCUGAUCCUUAUUAAAGAGUCCUCAUUGCAACCUACCAAUGAAAACUGAUUUCACUGUAUUUCCUUUCAUACUUCCUCCUCUCCUGUUUUUCUAACUUUUUUUGUCAGUUUUCAUAUCGGCGUUCAUCUGUUUUUACGUUUGCGUUCCUGUUGCUCUGUUCUUGUGCUCCUCUUCUCCUCCUUUCAAGACGUUGAUCAUUUGCUCUGCACCCUGACAUGUGACAGCGCAGCCAUCCUCUUGUGCACGCCAGCUUCCGCUCCGACUUACUUUUCCUUUUUAAUUAAUGCAAGUGAGAUGGAUGUGACUGAAUCUCUUUUAGCUAUUUAUUACGGUUUCUGGGAGAAUUUCAGGUGCACGUGUUGUAUUGUGCUUUAAUUAUUAUUUAUUAAUCAAAGGGUCCAUCUGCUAAAGUAAUGUCUUGCGGUGUUUCUUGUUUCAUCAGUCCUUCAUCUCCACAGAGGCUUGUCAUGUUGUGACCAGACGGUAUCGUUGUUUUGUUCUCGACGUGUAUAAACGUGGCCGAGAAUGAUCCGUUUAAUCCCGUCAACGUGGUUAACGCGAUGGUCCAGAAAUAAUUUUCUCAGUGCAUCAAUUGAAAACAUCUCAAAAUACACAGAAUGUAUUACACUGUGUUUUGCGGUAUAGUCGCCGGGUACCUCAGAAGAAAUGUUGACGGUUUGUGUUUCCAGCAUUUUGUUUGUGUGUUUGUCAGACGGCCUCCAGUGGAGCGUCACACUGGUGGAAAAUAAAGAUUUGAUGUGUGAUAACUGA
Molecule: messenger RNA, 2899 nt
Organism: Pseudoliparis swirei
Lineage: Eukaryota; Metazoa; Chordata; Actinopteri; Perciformes; Liparidae
Gene: ap3m2
Product: adaptor related protein complex 3 subunit mu 2
Exons: 9
Coding region: 102-1358 (418 amino acids)
Biological process (GO): endocytosis; intracellular protein transport
Cellular component (GO): clathrin adaptor complex; cytoplasmic vesicle
Source: RefSeq, a predicted model, not a curated record